This is a messenger RNA of Parastagonospora nodorum SN15, 1899 nucleotides long. RefSeq lists its product as hypothetical. The record is from RefSeq and is a predicted model, not a curated record. Bases 1 to 1899 code for a protein of 632 amino acids. NCBI's taxonomy places the organism in Eukaryota, Fungi, Ascomycota, Dothideomycetes, Pleosporales, Phaeosphaeriaceae. Gene Ontology annotation, cellular component: endosome. Gene Ontology annotation, biological process: retrograde transport, endosome to Golgi; protein targeting to vacuole. The transcript has 4 exons. Gene Ontology annotation, molecular function: phosphatidylinositol-3-phosphate binding.
AUGUCUCUGUUUGGUGACGAGGACGUGCCCUCGCGCGCGAAACAGUCGUCGUCGCUCUUCGAUGACGAUCCUAAGCCCGCGGGCAAGACGGGGAACAGCUUGUUCGCCGACGAGAUUGACAACAACGACUCGCCGUGGGCAUUUCCUACACCGAAGAAAGGCGGUCGCGCCUCUCUUGUGAAGUCGCUCCUUCCUGCGUCGGACGUGCCUGACGCCUACAUCGAAGCAUUCGACGCAGUACUAGACGCCGGCCAUGGCGCCACCAGCGGCAUUAGCAUUGACGAUGCAAAGAACCUCAUGGCCAGCAGCGGCGUCUCCAGCGAUGUCCAAGCCACGAUCCUGGACAUUGUUGUGCAGUCGGGCAAUGAGGAUGCGGGACUGGGAAGGAACGAGUUCAACGUGCUGUUCGCGUUGAUUGCCCUCUCCCAAAUUGGCGAGGACAUAACCCUGGACAGUGUCGAUGAGCGGAAGAGAAAUUUGCCCGUUCCGUCGGUAUCGUUACCCCAGUCACUGAAGCAACAACCUGAGCCCGCGCCGCCCGCACAGGAACCGCCACGCCCUACACCUCAACAGCAACCGUCGGAGCAGCAAUUGCCCACACCGAGCCGCUCACGUGCGCCCAUGCGCAAGCAGUCUUUUGGUGAUCCAGAGGCCGAUCCCUGGGGCAGCCCAGAUAUGCACAAAGAUCACAAUCAUUCGAGCUAUGCAGCUGUCCCAGGUCAGACGAACGGCGCGAAUGGUCCCUCUACUGCCCGGACUACGAGUCAAUUCACUACGCACUCGACUUCCCAAUCAACCUCGAAUCAAGACAACAUCCAGCCGAGCUCCUUGAGUAGUGAGGGUGGAUGGGGAGGCUACAAUGGCGUGUCCAGCCAGCCAUUCGCGACGCCAGACCUAGGCGAUGGCGGAUUUGGCGCAGCUCCUGUAGGUGGCGGUCACAAUCCUCCACCUGAGCUGGGUCGCUCGAUUGGGCGCGCAGGAGGAAGCGGGAGCGAGGAGGUCAUCACAAUUACAACUAUUGCCGAAAAGGAGGGCGUGUUCUUGUUCCAGCAUCGUAACUACGAAGUGGCCAGCUCAAGACGGACUACCAAAGUUGAACUCUCGGUCUGGCGCAAACAAGCCAACUUGUCUGUCCAAGAAGAGUUUGCUGGCAAGACGCUUCCUCCUGAUCUAGAAGACUCGCUUCCCAAGACGCUGCCCGAGCUUUUCGAUACCGUCCGAUCGGGAGUAAGACGAAGCUCAGAGAGCUACAUCAAUUUGUGCAACAUGAUGGAGAGACUAACCAGACGUAACGAAGGCAUGGCUGCUGAAUACCAUCGCUUCUCUACCGCUCUCGUCUCUCUCACCGAGAGUUCGCAGGAGACCUACGCAGUCGAUACGAAUGACAUUCCCUUGCUAAACGAAGGUAUGAAUUCAACAGCGAGACAUCUGGAUCAGUCGAAACAACUUUUGGAAGACGAGGCACGAGGAUGGGAAGAGGGUGUACUCGAGGACUUUAAGAGGCAACGAGACACACUGGUCAGUAUGAGGGAUAUGUUCGAUCGAAGAGACAAGUACGCGAGAGACAACAUUCCGGCGCUGGAAAAGAGGAUAGCAAACAACGAGACGAAGCUGCAGAACAUCAGGAAUAAGCCUGCAGAUCUAAUCAAACCUGGGGAGGCAGAAAAGGUUGAAGAUGCUAUCGUCAAGGACAAGGAAUCCAUCGUUCAGCAGCAUGCGCGGGGUGUCUUCAUCAAGGAAUGCAUCCGAGAUGAAUUGCUACAUUUCCAGAAGAGCCAAUACCACAUUAGCAGACUGCAUCAGGAAUGGAGUCAAGAGCGUGUGAAGUACGCGGAGCUACAGGCAGACAAUUGGCGGGCAUUGAGUGAGGAAGUGGAGAGUAUGCCAUCAGCCGACUGA